UCCCAGAUUUCUCGUCUAUAAAAUCUCAUGAGAUGCCUCUUCUUUGAGCAGACAUCUAGCAUUCCCCCGUCCACCUUAAUUAACAGCCAGGAAAUGGCUCGUUCAUCAUCCUCCUCUUUCUUCUUCUUCAUCUUCCUCUCUUCAGUUGCUCUGUGCGGCUUGCACUCUGUGGCACAAGCACAGCUCACACCCAAUUUCUACUCCACCUCGUGUCCUCUUGCUCUCACCACCAUCAGAACUCUUGUCCGAACGGCUGUGCUGUUGCAGCCGAGGAUGGGUGCUUCUCUUGUUCGCCUGCACUUUCACGAUUGCUUUGUCAACGGAUGCGAUGCGUCGGUUCUCCUGGAUGAUUCUACAACUAUCCAGAGCGAGAAGAGUGCAGUUCCGAAUAUGAACUCACUGAGGGGAUUCGAGCUCAUCGACGCCAUUAAAGCUGCACUGGAGCUGCUGUGCCCUGGGAAGGUUUCUUGUGCAGACAUUCUUGCAGUUGCUGCACGCGAAUCAGUGGCGGCGCUCCGAGGCCCCACAUGGACGGUGUUGCUAGGGAGGAGAGACUCACUUAUAGCAAACAGAAGUGGUGCCAAUACCGACCUUCCUCCUCCCUUUUUCAGCUUAAGUCAGCUCACUCAGUCCUUCGCAGACAAAGGCCUAAGUUUCGGAGACAUGGUUGCUCUCUCAGGCGCUCACACGUUCGGGAAAGCGAGGUGCACGAAUUUCCGCGCCCACUUAAACGAGAGCAACAUUGAUCCAACCUUUGCUGCGACUCUCAGACCUGCCUGCGGCAAUUCUUCGGCCAACGACAAUAAUUUGGCGAACCUGGAUGUCUCAACUCCUAAUACCUUCGAUAAUGCAUAUUACACAAACCUGCUGAACAGGCGGGGCCUUCUUCACUCCGAUCAAGAGCUCUUCAAUGGAGGCGCAGCUGAUGCAAUAGUGAGGACCUACAGCACAACCCCCUCCACUUUCUUCACGGACUUCGCCAAUGCCAUGAUCAAGAUGGGCAACAUAAGCCCCCUCACCGGAACCAGUGGACAGAUAAGACGGAACUGCAGAAGAGUCAAUUAGAUCUACAAGUUUGGCUACAUCUUCCAUGUGUUGCUUCUCUUGCGGAUCUCUGUCUGCUUUUGUUCUGGUGUGAAUCUUUUGUCGAAGAUUUCAGAAUAAGGUUAAAGACUGGUCAUGAAAAGACAUCAUGCUCCUUAACAGGAACAGAUGCAAGUAUUCUUCGUGUGCCAUUAUUGUACUGCUUUCUGUUAAACACCAGGAGAAACGUGUUAGCGACCAGGCAGCCAACAAGAGUUCAUUUAAGAACUUCAACCUAAAAAGAAGAUCAAGGGCUGAGUACCCGUCGAUCACCUCCAUUGGCAUAAUCAACUUUGGUUAGCGCCCGUCCCUUAGGCGACCUGAAGAUUAUGCUUCAUCGGUGUACGUAUCAUCAUCCAAUAAAGUAUGUUAAUGGGUUUGUCAU
Messenger RNA from Nymphaea colorata (pocket water lily), 1468 nucleotides. RefSeq names its product cationic peroxidase 1-like. Gene Ontology annotation, biological process: response to oxidative stress; hydrogen peroxide catabolic process. The record is from RefSeq and is a predicted model, not a curated record. Bases 28 to 1065 code for a protein of 345 amino acids. The transcript has 4 exons. Lineage: Eukaryota; Viridiplantae; Streptophyta; Magnoliopsida; Nymphaeales; Nymphaeaceae. Gene Ontology annotation, molecular function: heme binding; peroxidase activity.